AUUAACUGGACAUUUGCUAACUGUUCCGGCCUGCGUGGUGAGCAUUCAAGGGCUGAAGAAAAUGCCGCUGGCUAGAUCACUGUCCAUGACUUCCCUUAACGGGCUUCCUCAGUGGGAGGAUGAAAACCUACCAGUGGAGGAUUUGUUGCUCUUUGAAGUUUCUUGGGAAGUUACCAACAAAGUGGGAGGCAUUUACACUGUGAUCCAGACAAAAGCCAAAACUACGGCAGAUGAGUGGGGUGAAAACUAUUUUCUGGUUGGUCCCUAUUUUGAGCACAAUGUGAAGACUCAGGUGGAAGCAUGUGAGCCUCCAAACCCCGCAGUUAAGAAGGCAAUGGACACCAUGAAAAGCCAAGGGUGUCAGGUCUUUUUUGGAAGAUGGCUGAUAGAGGGCAGCCCAUAUGUCUUACUGUUCGAUAUAGGAUCAGCAGCUUGGAAUCUGGACAGGUGGAAGGGUGAAUUUUGGGAUGUCAGCAACAUAGGGAUCCCUUUUCAUGACCGAGAAGCCAACGAUGCUGUGAUUUUUGGAUCGUUAACAGCCUGGUUUUUAAAAGAGCUUUCCUGUCAGUUUGAUGACAAGCCCAAUGUAAUUGCCCACUUCCAUGAGUGGCAGGCAGGAGUGGGUUUAAUACUGUCUCGAUCUCAGAAACUCCCUGUUGCCACAAUUUUUACCACCCAUGCAACUCUGCUUGGGAGAUACCUGUGUGCAGCCAGUAUAGAUUUUUACAACAAUCUUGACCAGUUUGACAUUGACAAGGAAGCAGGAGAGAGAGAGAUUUACCAUCGGUACUGUAUGGAACGGGCAUCUGUACAUUGUGCCCAUGUAUUCACCACAGUCUCACAGAUAACAGCUGUAGAAGCAGAACAUAUGCUUAAAAGAAAUCCUGAUGUUGUCACCCCAAAUGGCUUGAACAUUAAGAAAUUUUCAGCAAUGCAUGAGUUUCAGAAUUUGCAUUCCAUGUACAAGGCUAGGAUCCAAGAGUUCAUUCGAGGUCAUUUCUAUGGCCACCUUGACUUCAGUCUUGAGAAGACCUUAUUUUUCUUCAUUGCUGGGAGAUAUGAGUUUUCCAACAAAGGAGCUGAUAUGUUUCUAGAAGCCUUAUCAAGAUUAAACUUUUUGCUGAGGGUCCAUAAGACUGAUGUUACAGUUGUUGUGUUCUUCAUCAUGCCAGCAAAGACAAACAAUUUCAAUGUGGAAACCCUAAAAGGACAAGCAGUCCGGAAGCAGCUCUGGGACACUGCACAAUCUGUGAAAGAAAAGUUUGGAAAGAAACUCUACAAUGCCCUGCUGAAAGGAGAAAUUCCAGACUUGAACAAGAUUCUUGACCGAGAUGAUAUAACCAUUAUGAAAAGAGCCAUCUUUUCAACUCAGCGACACUGUCUGCCUCCAGUGACCACCCACAACAUGAUUGACGAUGGCAAUGAUCCAAUCCUCAAUACCAUCCGACGCAUUGGUCUCUUCAAUAACCGGACAGACAGAGUGAAGGUGAUCCUACAUCCAGAGUUUCUUUCUUCGACAAGCCCAUUGCUGCCCUUGGACUAUGAGGAGUUUGUGAGAGGCUGCCACCUUGGUGUAUUUCCAUCAUACUAUGAACCCUGGGGUUACACUCCAGCUGAAUGUACUGUGAUGGGCAUUCCCAGUGUAACCACAAACCUUUCUGGAUUUGGCUGUUUCAUGCAGGAACACGUUGCUGACCCAGCGGCUUAUGGCAUCUACAUAGUUGACAGGAGGUUCCGCUCACCUGAUGAAUCAUGCAACCAGCUGACUCAGUUCCUGUAUGGAUUUUGUCAGCAGUCCCGUCGCCAGAGGAUCAUCCAAAGAAACCGAACUGAGAGGCUCUCAGAUCUGUUGGACUGGAGAUACCUAGGCAGGUAUUACAUGCAUGCCAGACACUUGGCCCUCAGCAGAACAUUCCCAGAUAAAUUUGAGAUGGAACCACGUGCUCCACUAAAGACGGAAGGUUUCAGGUACCCAAGGCCUUCAUCAGUGCCACCAUCACCUUCUGUCUCUCAGCAUUCCAGCCCUCACCAUAGUGAAGAUGAAGAUGAAGAUGAGGAUGAAAGAUAUGAUGAGGAUGAGGAAGCCAAAAGGGAUAGGCAAAACAUCAAGCCUCCCUUUUCCCUUGGAGUAUUGCCGCAAGGAAAAAAGAAGCAGCAUGGAGAAUACAGGAACUGA
Messenger RNA from Gymnogyps californianus (California condor), 2176 nucleotides. RefSeq names its product glycogen synthase 2 (gene GYS2). Gene Ontology annotation, cellular component: cytoplasm. The coding region runs from base 62 to 2176 and encodes 704 amino acids. Lineage: Eukaryota; Metazoa; Chordata; Aves; Accipitriformes; Cathartidae. Gene Ontology annotation, molecular function: alpha-1,4-glucan glucosyltransferase (UDP-glucose donor) activity. The record is from RefSeq and is a predicted model, not a curated record. Gene Ontology annotation, biological process: glycogen biosynthetic process. The transcript has 16 exons.